This is a messenger RNA of Rangifer tarandus platyrhynchus (Svalbard reindeer), 1293 nucleotides long. The record is from the annotation of a GenBank genome assembly. Lineage: Eukaryota; Metazoa; Chordata; Mammalia; Artiodactyla; Cervidae.
AUGGUUCCCGAGGUAAGGGUCCUCUCCUCCUUGCUGGGACUCGCGCUGCUCUGGUUCCCCUUGGACUCCCACGCACGAGCCCGCCCAGACAUGUUCUGCCUUUUCCAUGGGAAGAGAUACUCCCCCGGCGAGAGCUGGCACCCCUACCUGGAGCCUCAGGGCCUGAUGUACUGCCUUCGCUGCACUUGCUCCGAGAAUGCCCACGUGAGCUGUUACCGCCUCCACUGUCCGCCCGUGCACUGCCCCCAGCCCGUGACCGAGCCGCAGCAGUGCUGUCCCCGCUGUGUGGAACCUCAUACCCCUUCUGGGCUCCGGGCCCCACCCAGGUCCUGCCAGCAUAACGGGACCACGUACCAACACGGCGAGCUCUUCAGUGCCCACGAGCUGCUCCCCUCCCGCCUGCCCAACCAGUGUGUCCUCUGCAGCUGUACCGAGGGCCAGAUCUACUGCGGCCUCAUGACCUGUCCGGAGCCAGGCUGCCCUGCACCCCUCCCGCUGCCCCCCUCCUGCUGCCAGGCCUGCAAAGAUGGGUCCGGUGAGAAGUCGGCUGAGGAGGACACCACGCAGUCACACCAAGGAGUGAGACAUUCCCAGGAUCCGUGUUCAGGGGACAGCGGGAGAAAGAGAGACCUGAGCACUCCGUCCCCCACCGGGCCCAGCGCCCCUUUGGGCUUCAUCCCUCGCCACUUCCGACCAAAGGAGGCAGGCAGCACCACGGUCAAGAUUGUUCUGAAGGAGAAACAUAAGAAAGCCUGUGUGCAUGGUGGGAAGACAUACUCCCAUGGGGAGGUGUGGCACCCAGCCUUCCGCUCCUUCGGACCCCUGCCCUGCAUCGUGUGCACCUGCCAGGACGGCCGCCAGGACUGCCAGCGGGUGAUCUGCCCCACUGAGUACCCCUGCCAGCACCCCGAGAAAGUAGCCGGGAAGUGCUGCAAGAUUUGUCCAGAGGACAAGGCAGACCCUGGCCACAGUGAGAUCAGUGCCACCAAGUGUCCGAAGGCAUCGGGCCGAGUUCUCGUCCACACGUCAGUAUCCCCAAGCCCGGACAACCUGCGUCGCUUUGCCCUCGAGCGUGAGGCCUCUGAGCAGGUGGAGAUCUACCUCUGGAAGCUGGUAAAAGGAAUCUUCCACUUGAUUCAGAUCAAGAAAGUCAGGAAGCAAGACUUCCAGAAAGAGGCACAGAACUUCCGGCUGCUCACCGGCACCCACGAAGGUCACUGGAACGUCUUCCUAACCCAGACCCCGGAGCUGAAGGUCACGGCCAGUCCAGAUAAAAUGACCAAGACCUUAUAA